AGGCUUAGCCAGCAACAAGUUCACUGGAAAACUUUCUUUCGUUUCAACCCUCUCUACUAGAAUGGAGACCCUGACUAUCAACAACAAUCAGUUCAGUGGUUCCAUUCCUUCUAUCAUUGGCUCUCGCUUUCUCAGACUGCAAUAUCUUGAUGCCUCUCACAACUACCUUUCAGGCCCGAUUUCGAUUCUUCCAUGGUUCAAAAUGGACCUUUCAAACAACUACUUGACAGGUCUUCUGAAAGGUUCAGCCUCCCUUGACAGCCGUCUUGCCGUCAACUGUUUCACGCAGCCCAAAUGUCCCGGCACGCAGCCCAACUGUUCCUCCACGCAGCGUACUGCAGCUGAGUGCACCGCAUUCUGUGGUGGCGCGAGUGCUUGUGAUGGCCGUGGCAUCUGCUAUCCAGACGGGCCCAGUUUGGUGCCAACGUGCUUGUGUGAACCGGGAUACGUGCAGAUUGGGCGGUUCCAUUGUUUUGCACAAGGUUGGGAUCGUCGCCUCUUUGUCAGCAUGCCUGUUCUUCCCAUAUUCACCAUUCUCACCAAGGGAACGCAGCGACAGACAGUCGGAAAGUUUAUGGCAAGGCCAGUAACCCUUUUCGCAUACCCAAAGCGUCUGACCACGGGAUGUGGCGUGGAGCUGGCUUUCAGUGUGAACUUUACAUUCUGCCUCGUUCCCCAGAAUGGUACUGCCGGGUCCAACGGCUUUGCAUUUGUGAUAGCCGCGAAGGGGAAGGUGGGCAAAGCUGAUGAUUCCAGGGUGAAGCCAGAGACGCCACUGCUGCAGAGGGAGCUGUUGCUGUGCACGGUGCUGCAGCCUAGUGCGCAGCAGUCGGCUUUCUCCUUUGGCUUCGUGGCGUCCACCACUGUGAUGCCCUUUCAGAUGCAUUCCAUUGUCAAGUCCGCCAUGCGAACAGGCAAGUGA
Molecule: messenger RNA, 922 nt
Organism: Closterium sp. NIES-65
Lineage: Eukaryota; Viridiplantae; Streptophyta; Zygnematophyceae; Desmidiales; Closteriaceae
Source: the annotation of a GenBank genome assembly